Effrenium voratum is the source of this 834-nucleotide messenger RNA. The record is from the annotation of a GenBank genome assembly. Lineage: Eukaryota; Dinophyceae; Suessiales; Symbiodiniaceae.
AUGCCAUACGAGGAGGUGCAAUUCUUCACUGAGGACGGCAUCUCCCUGACGGGGUGGUUCAUCCCGCAGAGCUCUGGUGGUCGGGCAAGUCGACGAGUGGUGGUUUGCUGCCAUCCCUACAACAACAGCAAGUCCAACUUGCUCGGGGUGGCACGGGGCUUGUGGGACCGCCGCUACUCCGUCUUCAUGUUCGACUUCCGCUCCUUCGCCGACACCAAGACCCAGCAGUCAGUGGGCUUCUUGGAGCAGCGGGACUGCCGGAGCGCCAUCCUGGCCGCCAAGGGCAGAGCGCCGGAGGACGCCAAGGUGGCCCUGGUGGGGGCAUCCAUGGGCGGCGCGGUGGCGCUCAUGGUGGGCCACGAGGAAGGUGCAGCGGGCGGUGUGGUGGGGGUUGCAACGGACUGCGCCUUCGGGCAGCUUACCGCGGUGCCGGGGCCACGGAACUCGCUUGGUGCAAGGCUGGAGGGUCGGGUUAUGGCCACUGUGCGCUUCCCACGGCCAUUGGCCGCAGCGGCCGUGCAGCUGGCGGAUUGGCUGAACCCCUGGUGCUAUGGCUACGCCCUGUCGGAGGUGUCUCCGGUGACAGCGGUGGCGAGAGAGGGUGCGGACGUGCCUUUGCUCCUCAUCCAUGCCGACCAUGACGAGGUGGUGCCUGUCUCCCAAGCUCAUGCCAUCUACUCCGCCGCCAGUUGUGCCCAGAAGGACUUGGUGGUGAUGCAGCACUGUCACCAUGUCGGCUGCUUCUUCCAAGAUCGCGCCCGUUAUGUGAAACUUCUGGCGGACUUCUUCGAUUCCGCCUUCGCAGCGGCGGAAGGCAGCGUCGGGACGGGAUGA